AUGUUGUACGAUGACGAUCCGGGUAUUAUGUCGGAAGCGGAAACUUCUUCGACGGGAUUCCGAAGAGGUGGAAAACAGAGAUCAUCCCUUCCCGUUGUUCGGACUCCAUCUAAAACUUUGGAAAGGCCCUUGGGUUUGGUGUUUCUUCAGUACCGUAACGAAACGAAAAGAGCUUUGCUCCCGAACGAAAUAACAUCAAUUGAUACGGUGAAAGCAUUAUUCGUGAGAUCAUUUCCGAAACAAUUGACGAUGGAAUAUUUGGAUUCGCCCAUGGUUAAAAUAUACAUACACGAUUCGAACAAGGACAUGUUUUACGAAUUGGAAGAUUUACGGUCUCAUCUGAGAGACAUACGAGAUCGUUCGAUAUUGAGAUUGUUCGAAGCGGCGGAUAUAAAUGGGGGUGCAGGUGGUGCCGUACCCGGCGGACCUGGUCUCUUAGGUCCUGCAAUGUGGGACCAAGAUCAAAUGUAUUUUUCUGAACCCGAAUUCGAUUCGGAAGCGAGAGAGAGAGCGUAA
Pediculus humanus corporis (human body louse) is the source of this 516-nucleotide messenger RNA. RefSeq lists its product as uncharacterized. The transcript has 4 exons. Gene Ontology annotation, cellular component: cytoplasm. NCBI's taxonomy places the organism in Eukaryota, Metazoa, Arthropoda, Insecta, Psocodea, Pediculidae. The record is from RefSeq and is a predicted model, not a curated record. The coding region runs from base 1 to 516 and encodes 171 amino acids.